AACGACCAUUACCUACCACAUAUGAACAAGAGCUACACAAAUCCUUGUUAUAAAGUCCUACAAUUAUACCCGAAUUCCAUCAGUUUUAAUUUCUUUGCAUCAUCUAAACUGUAAUAAUCAUGAUCAACUCGGCGGAUGAAGCCCCAGAAGUUAGUUUCACAGGCACAGGUUACACAACUCAAUAUGGACAACGUUGGAGACCAUCAGAAAUGAAGAAAACGAAAAGGAGAUUCAGUCCGUGGUGGACUAGUUUCUGGGUUCGGGGUUCAUGGUGGGAUUCCAUAUUUGUAGCCUCGUGUGUUAUCGCAGUCUCACUGGAUCCACUCUUCUUUUACAUUCCUAUCAUCGAUAGGGAAAGGAAGUGCCUUCAAGCAGACAUACAAUUGAGAACUGCAACUAUCAUUUUGCGAUCACUCAUGGAUAUCACUUUUAUAGUGCAUAUUAUCUAUCAGAUUCGUGAAGCUAUGAUCGCUGCAGCCUCGGAUAAGAUGGCGACGCAGGAAGAAUCGAAAUUUUUCUAUAUUUUUGAAUAUUUUGAUGCUGUAAUUGACAAUUUGUCAUGGCGCUCUUUCAUCACUGACAUUCUGUCUGUUCUUCCUAUCCCACAGGUGCUACUACUUAUUGUCUUCUUCAAAAUGAGAGGCCCUGGAUAUUUGGACCAGAGAAAGAUUCUGAAUUUCUUUCUUCUAGCUCAAUAUUUGGCAAGAAUUUAUCGUAUUCACGUAUCAUCCAAAAUACUUAGAAAGAGCCAUGGAAUAUGGAUUAAAGGACUAUUCAAUUUCUUUCUCUAUAUUUUUGCAAGUCAUGUACUUGGAGCCUUUUGGUAUUUCUUUUCGAUUCAACGAGAGACAUCAUGUUGGCAUCGAAAAUGCGGUGACAAUUGUAUAAGUAACUUUUAUUGUGAUGACUACAAAAAUUCCACAGAUAUGGUGACACUCGUAACACAGCUAAAUGCAUCAUGCCCUAUAAUUGCCGAUGGACCAUUUGAUUUCGGAAUAUUUCUUGAUUCCCUAAAGUCCAAUAACACAGUAUCAACUAACUUUUCACAAAAGUUAUGUUACUGUUUCUGGUGGGGUUUGCGAAAUUUGAGUAAUUUUGGCACGAACCUUGUAACAAGUGACUACGUAUGGGAGAAUUUAUUCGCAAUUCUUAUUUCUAUCAUUGGCUUGUUACUAUUUUUGUACCUCAUAGGAAAUGUGCAGACAUUUAUGUCUAUGGAAACUGAAAAGUCAGAGGAGAUAAGAAGGAAGAUCAAAUCAAAAGAGCAAGAUAUGAAAGUGUGGAUGGAGAAGAAUUGCCUCCCUGAGAAUUUGAGGAAAGAAAUCAUGGUAAAGAUAAGAGAAAAAUUAGAACAAGACAAGCACGCCGACGUGGAGAAUCUGUUCUCCAUUCUUCCCUGGGCAACCAAAAAAUCGCUCAAGCGUGUUCUCUGCAUGAGUACUCUAAGAAAAGUACCAAUACUUAAAGGUAUGAAUCCAAAGGUGUUGAAAAUGAUAUGCGACUAUCUAAAGCCUGUGAUAUACCCUGAGAAUAGCUAUGUUGCCAAGGUGGAUGAACCAGUUGAUCGAAUGGUGCUCGUCACAGAAGGAACUAUGUGGAUCUACUCGUCGAAUAGUACUGGUACUUCUGCAUCUAAUAAGAUUCACAGGACGGUUGAGAACGGUGGUAUUUAUGGAGAUGAACAGCUUUUGAGUUGGGUGUCGAAGAACAUGCAACACGUCUCGCUUGCAACCAUCCCGAUCUCAACAGAAAAUGUGAAAUGUCACACGAGAGUGGAAGGGUUUGCUAUCACGGCCACGGACUUGAAAGCAGUUGCCACCAAGUGCAAAAUGUACUGGAACUACGACGAUCCUCGAGAGAAACAGAGGGUGGCGAGCUCUACCAUAGGAAUGUCGUUUCGUCGAAACCGCAGUAACCCGAAUAGGCCGGCUACCGUUGGAGUAGGAGCUGCGACCUCGCCAAGAACACGAAUUGAGUAUCUGCAGAAGAGAACCUAA
Messenger RNA from Fragaria vesca subsp. vesca, 1997 nucleotides. RefSeq names its product cyclic nucleotide-gated ion channel 1-like. Gene Ontology annotation, biological process: transmembrane transport; monoatomic ion transport. NCBI's taxonomy places the organism in Eukaryota, Viridiplantae, Streptophyta, Magnoliopsida, Rosales, Rosaceae. Gene Ontology annotation, molecular function: monoatomic ion channel activity. The coding region runs from base 120 to 1997 and encodes 625 amino acids. The record is from RefSeq and is a predicted model, not a curated record. The transcript is spliced from 7 exons. Gene Ontology annotation, cellular component: membrane.